This is a messenger RNA of Elaeis guineensis (African oil palm), 2091 nucleotides long. RefSeq names its product probable hexosyltransferase MUCI70. The record is from RefSeq and is a predicted model, not a curated record. NCBI's taxonomy places the organism in Eukaryota, Viridiplantae, Streptophyta, Magnoliopsida, Arecales, Arecaceae.
UCUCCUCCUCCCAGAUCUGGUGCUCUCUGUCGCGCCCCCCUCCGACGCUCUCUAUCCCUCUUCGUUCUUAGAUUCAUUAUUUUUUGCUCGAGUCAAGCAAAAUAGUUUUCUUUCUCGAAAACCCGAACUUUGUUUCCAUCUUUUUUUUCCAUUUUUUGGGUUUGAAAAGAUUUUGUUUUUACCACUCUUGAUCUUGGAAAUAGGUUCUGUGAUUCUCUGAUCCAAAAUCUCUCAAUUUCCUCUUGUUUGAUCCUAAAGAUGGGAGCCGGAAGAUAGCAAUGGAGUCCGAGGCCCAGCGAUCGCUCUCUUUUAGGGUGGUCCGUAGAGCGGAUCGGAGCAACCAGUAUUCCCUCUCCAAAGGUGGCGACGAUUCUCCGGGGAGGGCCGGGCAAGAUCCUUUGAAGAUGAUUUGGAGGAGGGGUUUCAUUCGGUUGGUUCUCGUGUCGGCUAUCGUAUGGAUGAUGCUUAUUCUUGUGGCAUUGCUGUUCCACCUCUGGUCGUGCCAUUCUUCUAUCAGUUUCCUAUCAGCUCUUUGUAGAAAGGAUAGCAAGGUUCUUGUCAUAUUAGACUCGAUGGGUCUCACACCAAAACCACAGCAUCGUUGCCCAAUUCCUCUUGCAGAUGAUCCUGAUGCUGUAGUCAUUCCAAAAAGAACCCCUAACACAAUUCCAAAAAGUUUGUCAUAUAUAAUGGUCGAUGAACAAGCAAAUGAAGACUCUAAGUCUCCACCAUUGUUUGGAGGACAUCAGAGCUGGGAACAGAGAGAGAAAAGCUUCAAGCUGAAUAAAACUAUGAAGGUGCAUUGUGGAUUUAUGAAGAAUGGAGGUGCAGAAAUGGAUGAUGUAGAUAUAAAGUAUGCCCGGAAAUGUAAGUUUGUGGUUGCUUCUGGCAUUUUUGAUGGGUAUGAUACUCCCCAUCAACCAUCAAACAUAAGUCUUCGUUCCCAGAAGCUCUUCUGCUUUCUGAUGGUGGUGGAUGAGGUGUCCCUUGAUUUCAUCAAGCAAAAUGUUAGUGUCCAAGUGGACAGUAAUGGAGGGAAAUGGGUUGGUAUCUGGCGCCUUGUGACACUACAUCAUCCGCCAUAUGAUGAGCCUAGAAGGAACGGAAAGGUUCCCAAGAUAUUAACUCAUAGGCUAUUUCCUCAAGCUCAAUAUAGCAUUUGGAUUGAUGGGAAAAUGGAGCUUAUUGUGGAUCCAUUGCUCAUUCUUGAAAGAUAUCUUUGGCGAGGAAAGCACACAUUUGCAAUUGCUCGUCAUAAACAUCAUAGAAGCAUCUAUGAGGAGGCUGAUGCAUGCAAGCGAAGGAAGCGUUAUGCUCGGCCACUAAUUGAUUUGCACAUGAAGAUUUACCGUUAUGAGGGAAUGGAACCUUGGAGUCCAAAGAAACAGACAAUCAGUGAUGUACCAGAGGGAGCAGUCAUAAUACGGGAGCACACAACAAUGACCGACUUGUUCGGCUGCCUGUGGUUCAAUGAGGUCAACCUCUUCACGCCAAGGGAUCAGCUUAGUUUUGGCUAUGUGGUGUACAGGCUAGGGGAUGCAUUUAAGUUUUUCAUGUUUCCCAACUGUGAAUACAAUUCAUUGUUCAUACUACAUAAACACACCAGGGAGCAUUCAUCGGUAAUAGAGUGGGUUAAGUCCCUGGAUGAAUUCAAAGGGAAUACGAGUGGGCUGAAAGAGACUAGAGGAGGAUUAGGACUUUGGUCACCAUAUCCUGGGAACCUCAGCUCUGUCAAACUCCCACCUGUUACAAGAAGUUCCCCAGCAGGCUGAGCAUAUAAUUCUUUCUCCACAAUUCGUCAACCCUGUGAUCCCAAAAAAAGUUAUCCAUCUUGAAGAAUGUCUUUGUCUGUUACCAUUCAAUGAUAUCUUUCCACUUGCUAUCAGCAGAUUUCAGACGAGUUUGCUAAUUGCUGUCUUUCCCAGCAAGAGGAUAUCUCAUCAAACCAUUUUUCCCUGAUGUAAAAUGCUAUGGAGUAUUUUUCAUAUCCGGCGAUUUUGACAUGCGAUACCCAUCUGACCUCUUUAUUUUGUAGGCCUCCUAAUCUGUCAAAUAUUUUAACAGUGAAAGAAAUAUUUUUGAAUGUCAUUA